AUGAACGGCUAUUCACCUAAAUCCGCUUCUUCGUACGGAUUACCAUCUCCAUCUACUUCUUAUAGAAGGUUCUCAGAGGAACAGUCGCCUUCUCCCCUCCCUCAAUACUCCCUGUCGUCCGAUUAUACUCAUCUAGUAGAAGAACCAGGAAUGAAAGUCGUCAUAGCCCGUAAAGUAGCUAAGCUGCAAGACUCGUUACCCAACCUGUCAUCAGAUAAUCUCCGUCAAGCCAAGGCAGAUAUGAUGUACCUCCUUACGAUCUUAGAUGGGCAAGGGGAUGCGGUCGCUCAAUGCAAAGCAGGUGCAGUGUAUAGUGCUCCUGUUUAA
Kwoniella botswanensis is the source of this 327-nucleotide messenger RNA. RefSeq lists its product as uncharacterized. Lineage: Eukaryota; Fungi; Basidiomycota; Tremellomycetes; Tremellales; Cryptococcaceae. Bases 1 to 327 code for a protein of 108 amino acids. The record is from RefSeq and is a predicted model, not a curated record. The transcript is spliced from 4 exons.